Messenger RNA from Paramecium pentaurelia, 2023 nucleotides. Lineage: Eukaryota; Ciliophora; Oligohymenophorea; Peniculida; Parameciidae. The record is from the annotation of a GenBank genome assembly.
AUGUAAUAGAUGGAAAGAUCAUGGGAUAUGCUUAAACCCUCUGCAAGAGCUUAAGUAUCAUUAAAUCCAAUAAGAAAUUGGGUUGAACAUGUAGUACCUGAAGUAGAAAAAGCAGGUAAAAAAGAAGGAAGACCAGAAAAAAAAAUUGUUUUUCUUCUAGGUGAUCCAACAGCUUACCCUAAAUUCUAAACUCCAAAUGAAUAUAAGGAAAUAGCAGCUAAUUCUGUUGGAAAAAUAGAUGGAUAUACAGAUUUUUUUGGUGACUUCAAAGUGAGAACUCAAUUGGCAGAAGUGUUAUCGUCACAUCAUAGAAAAUUAGAGGCAGAUGACAUCAUACUAGCUAGUGGUGGCAGUGGAGCUCUCUUUUAUGCUACUUUGGCUUUAGCUAAACCUGGAGAUAAGAUUUUAAUGCCCAGACCAACAUUUCCAUUAGUAAAAGCAUUUGCUGAUUUCUAUGGAAUUUAAGUUGUGUUUUAUGAUUUAAAUCCAGGAACUUGGUAAGUUAAUAUUUUAGAAUUGGAAUACAUCUAUGAAUAGAAUCCAGAUAUCAAGUUUAUUUUAGUCAAUUCUCCAAGUAAUCCUAUGGGAAGUGAAUUGAGUCCAUAAGCAUUAAAAGAAAUUGUUAAUUGUAAUAUAAUCAUAUAUAAUCAAAUUAGUUUGUGAAAGAUAUAAUCUUCCAAUAGUGAGUGAUGAAAUCUAUGAAAAUAUGAUUUUUGAAAAGAGAGAGUUUAAAUUUAUUUCUGAUUAUACUAAAACUGUUCCUGUUUUGAGAUGUUCUGGUUUGACCAAAAAAUGUCUCGUUCCUGGUUGGAGAUUAGGUUGGUUAGCUCUAUAUGGAGAGGGAGAUACUUUCAAAUAGGUUAAAUAGGCCUUAAGAAAUAUAUCAAACAUUUUAUUGAUGCCAAAUACUAUUUGUUAAGCAGCACUUUGUGAAGUCUAUAAAAAGAGUUUAGAUAUUAUUCCUGAAAAAAUGGAGGAACUUCAUGCUAGAUAUAAGGCAUUACAUCAUGGACUUCAUGAUGCUUAUGGAAUUAGUGUUGGAGAAACUAAAGGGGCUAUGUAUGCAACUUUGAUUAUUAAUACUGAAGAGUUUUCAGAUAUUAAUUCAUCUAUUGACUUUGCCAAGAAGCUUUAAUAGGAGUAAAAUGUCCUAGUCUUUCCUGGUGAAUUGUUUUAUGGUGAAAAGUUUGUUAGAUUGGUCAUUUGUUGUGAUCUAGAAAUAAUAGAAGAAGCUUGUUAAAGAAUUAAGAAGUUCUGUUUAGAUCAUAAGAAAGUGUGAAUAUAUUUAUUGUAAUCAUAUAAUAAUUAAGAUUUGUACUAUAAUCUCUGUUGUGUUAUAUUCUAACUCAAAUCAUCAUUAAUAUAAUAAUCUUGAUUUUUAUACAUAGUAAAUUUUUUAUGGAUUCAAAGUCUUUAAAAGGAAAUAGGAGUAAGAAAUAUGAAAAAACAACUUCAGAAGAAAGAGCUAUGAUAAUUUUAAUGAAAGAAAAUGGAGUAUCAUGCAAAGAAAUUAGUGAAGCUUUAAAAAAAAAUAUAAAAACUAUCUAAUCAAUUAAAUCAAUCGAAAAAAGAUCUGAGUAUGGAGAAUUGAAAAAAGCCUUAAUUGAGUUUGGUUAUGAUUGGGUGAUUCAAAAUAAAAAUCUUAAUGUAAUGAAUUUAGCUUUGAUGAUAGAUAGAAAAUACUAGAAAGUUAGCUAAAAGUGUAAAUCGAUUAAUCAAAGAAUAAUUGACAUCAAAAACAUCAUAAUUUCAAAAAUUAAUACCAGAACACAAGAUAUUAUCAAAUAAAAGAAGAAUAAUUCAGCAAAUUGUAGAUUCUAUUAUUUAAAAAGUUUUCAACUCUAAAUAACUUUUAGAAAACUUAGAAACAACAAAUUAAUAGAAAAUUAUACCUAAAGAAGAAGAACCUGAUGAUUAAAAUAAGGAGUAUUUAAAUUUUGGUUAACUUACGAUUUUGCAAAUGUAUUAUGCAUAUACCUAAUUUAUAUAAUAAAGUAUACAAUAGAAUGAUCUCAAAAAUUGA